This is a messenger RNA of Erigeron canadensis, 1225 nucleotides long. RefSeq names its product salutaridine reductase-like. The record is from RefSeq and is a predicted model, not a curated record. NCBI's taxonomy places the organism in Eukaryota, Viridiplantae, Streptophyta, Magnoliopsida, Asterales, Asteraceae. The transcript has 5 exons. The coding region runs from base 134 to 1039 and encodes 301 amino acids. Gene Ontology annotation, cellular component: membrane.
CACCCCUUUAGUUUGCAAUUAGAUGACAAAUGACAAAUGACAAUCGUGUUGUUAAUAAUUAACAAAUAAUACUUUCAGUCUUUCACGAUCAUAAGACCAAAAAGCACACGCCUGUUGAAAUUGAUUAAGAAAAAUGACAUCAAAAAGGAUUGCUGUUGUAACCGGGGGAAACAAAGGAGUUGGUUUCGAAAUUUGCAGGCAAUUGUUAUUGGCCCAUCAACAUGUUUUUGUGGUCUUGACUGCAAGAGAUGAGAAACGGGGCAAGGAUGCCGUCGCUAACCUGCAUGCUUCGGGAUUACAGGACGUCGUUUUUCAUCAGCUCGAUGUCACAAACCUUGCAAGUAUUGCUUCCUUGGCAAGUUUCAUUGAUGAUCAGUUUGGGAAACUCGAUAUACUGGUGAACAAUGCUGGAAUCUCUAGUACUAUUGUGGACGAGGAGUUGUUUUUGAGUUUAGACCUUUCCUUUCCGAGUGAGUUAACUGAUGAAAAGGCUAAAGGGUCAAGGAAAGUUGUAACACAAACUUUUGAAGGAGCUCAAAAGUGCCUGGAAACCAAUUAUUAUGGAGCUAAAAAUGUCACCCAAGCUUUGCUAACACUUGUUCUUAAAUCUACCUCUCCAAGAAUAGUCAACAUAUCCUCCAAAUUGGGGCAGCUGGAGAAUGUUGAAGACGGAAAUGCAAGGAAGAUUCUAAAUGAUUUCGAUCGACUCACUGAGGAGCUUGUGGAUGAGGUGGUAAAGGAGUAUUUAAAAGAUGUUGAAGAUCAAGAAUUGCUGAAAAACAAAGGGUGGACUAGCAAUCUUUCAGGCUAUAUAGUCUCUAAAGCCGCUCUUAAUGCCUACACAAGGAUCAUUGCCAGAAAGUUUCCUUCCAUUUGCGCAAAUGCAGUUACUCCAGGUCUUGUUGCGACCGACAUGACCUUUUUUAAGGGACCCCUGACUGCCGAGGAAGGUGCCAGAGGACCCGUGAGACUAGCUUUGAUCCCUGAUGGAGGACCCUCAGGUCAAUACUUUCGGAUGAUGGAAAACCUGUCAUUUUGAUAUGAAGAAAACUACUAUUCGAUUGAUGAAUCCCAUGAGUCCUUGUGCUGUCAGUAACAAGUAGUUAAUUGUCUGCAUAAAUUAAGUUGUAAUUUAUCAUUAAAUAGAUGGUGUUUUAUAUGUAAGAUACAACUUUUUUUAUACAUAUAAUAAUAACGUAUCGGUAGCAACAUUAUCAAAAUCAUA